CGCAGAGUUUGUCGCUAACACAAAUAAAUAUACAAAGAGCUUUCGAUCAUGCCUUACUUCCUCUUAAAGAAGAUCGCGUGAAGAAUGGAAGAUUCCAAUACCGCCUGGGUGUUACUACUUUUUCUAAACAGUGUAGUUUUACUAGAGGGAUUUCAAUGGUCUUAUCAGCAACAAGCAAACCAUGUAAUCGACGUGGUCGCUGGUUUAAAUGUUGCACUCCCAUGCGAUUAUGUGCUGACUCCUCAAGAACAACAACAAGCCGAUAUAUUUCAUUUGCUUACCUGGUCCAGAGAACAACCUUAUAACAGUGAUGAAUGGGCCGGAUUGGCCAUCAACUCAACAAUGACUGGAAGCAAAGUCAUUUACGAUGAUCCACAACGCAUUUUCAUUACGGACAAGACUUUGAAUAUUAUGAACGUGACCGAAGAAGAUCACACUCGCUACCAGUGCUCAUUUCGAAGCAGUUUCUUCACAUCACCGAGUAUUAUCGAGUUAAACGUACAGUGUAAGUAUUACUCGACUGUUAAGGACUUCUGAAAGUUUUAUAGUUAU
Stylophora pistillata is the source of this 552-nucleotide messenger RNA. RefSeq names its product transmembrane and immunoglobulin domain-containing protein 1-like. Gene Ontology annotation, molecular function: cell adhesion molecule binding. Gene Ontology annotation, cellular component: cell-cell junction; plasma membrane. The record is from RefSeq and is a predicted model, not a curated record. Gene Ontology annotation, biological process: cell-cell adhesion. NCBI's taxonomy places the organism in Eukaryota, Metazoa, Cnidaria, Anthozoa, Scleractinia, Pocilloporidae.